Molecule: messenger RNA, 317 nt
Organism: Meloidogyne enterolobii
Lineage: Eukaryota; Metazoa; Nematoda; Chromadorea; Rhabditida; Meloidogynidae
Source: the annotation of a GenBank genome assembly
AUGCAUUGUUCUGGUGCUUUAUUAACAGCUUUUGCUUUAUUAUUUUCAUUUCUUGGACAUUUUGGGCAUAAUUGGAAAACUAUAUGUUCCGCAAUUUUGUAUAUUUGUGGAGGUUUAAUCGUUCUAAUUGGGGUUUUACAAGUUAUUUGUAUUGUGGAUGAUGAAAUGGCACCUAGAAUGAAGCCUAAUGCUGCUGGAGAACCUUCUGUUUUUCUUUUAUGGCUGCAGCACUUAGUUUUCUACCUGUGCAACUUUGUGUUUGGCUUGAAGUGGGGAAUUUUAAAAUUAAAAUAGGCCAAAAUUUAGAAUUAGUAGAU